This is a messenger RNA of Doryrhamphus excisus (bluestripe pipefish), 5731 nucleotides long. Lineage: Eukaryota; Metazoa; Chordata; Actinopteri; Syngnathiformes; Syngnathidae. The record is from RefSeq and is a predicted model, not a curated record.
ACUGUAUCGACUUUUUGUCUGUCUUUUUGUAUAUAGACCUCACAUACACACACAUUAAAGAGGUUGUUGUGAUGUUCGGAGUGUCCCUGAAUGCAUCCGGAGAUAACGUUCCAUCUGGCAUCGCUUCUGUUUGGGACGAGUGUAUUUUCUGUCAUUUGGUGAGAGUGCAACCCCACGGAGGCCUGAAAUGCUUCUUGAUCUGCAGCCUUCCGUUUCAAUGCUUCACAAGACAUCUCACCUGUGUAACCAUGGUAAGGCCUAUGAAGAAGUUUCCAGCGCUGAUGGCAAGAAGAAGGAGCUGACGCCGACGUUUAUUGACAAAGAAGGACGGGAACAUGUCGCUGAUGCUGGUGAUCAGCGUCUCUAAAUAUGCAAACUGGAGUGGUCUUGCCUCGCUGUCCAGUCCCACAAGGAUGAUCAUGACAAAGAAUGAAAUGGCCCAAAGGUGAGGGAGGGGCAUCAGAGCCACGGCACGAGGCUACUUAAAGAUGUCAGAACCCCAACGCCAAUUACAUAAGAGUAGAGGACCUGGCCGGCGGCAUCCAUCCAAACCUGCAGAUACAGAAGAAGCACACAAUCCAGGAAAGAAAAAGACAAAGUGCUAAAUCCCAGCGAAGGUUUCCCAUGACUUCAAUUCCACUUGAUCGUCCCAAAAUUCUCCUCCUGUGACAGAAACCAGUCAGAAAACUGACACUCAUACACACAUAACGUAAUACUUACUCCCAAUACUCUUCCACUGAAGAUGUGGCAUUCAUGUUCUCUUGGAGAGUUUCAUUGUGCCCCAGACACGCAUCUUUAAUACAAGUUGAGUCCAAUUACUGGCACACUAGUACUUUUUUUUACCAAAAAAUAAUAAUCUUGGUACCUGUGUUCCAGCUGUUAUGACAGUAAGCCCACGGAAGCUCCGAUUGGAAGGACGAGAACAAGAAGAGGAAGCUCCAGGCCAUGAUAACGAUGUAAUGAAUCACUGUAUAGAGAACAACUACCUGGCUGCCAUAUCCUAAACCUGUACAUAUACAAACAUGCUUAUUGAUUAGUAGAUUGAUCCACAGACGGGACUGAUGGAGCUCACCUUGAAAAAGGGGGCAGAUUUUUCUCCAGCAUGUUAUUCCGCCCUGGCUGGUGUACUGGCCCAGUGAUGUCUCCAGAAUGAAAAGGGGAAUACCCCAGGUGAACAGGAACAGGAAGUAUGCAAAGAUAUGGAAAUCUCCAGACAUUCCCCAAGCCAACGAUGCUUCCAGCCACAGCCAAGAAGUAGUCCACUUUGGUGGACCACUGCUCCCUCUGCUGGUCUUUGGAUGCAGGCUUUGUUGUGGUUUCAAGGUUCUCCAGCUCCAUUGGGCUGCUGUGUGACAAUUUCAAUGCCCCCACGCCUCCCUGGUGAGAUGUUCUGGGCAUGCCGAACCAGGAGAAGGCCCCGGUGCAGACUUAGGACACGCUUGAGGGAUUAUGUCUCACAGCUGGCCUGGGAACGCCUUGGUGUCUUCCCGGUGGAGCUGGAGGAGGUGGCCAGGGACCGGGAAGUCUGGGCUUCCCUACUGAGACUCCUGCCCCCACGACUCGGACCCGGAUAAGUGGAGGAGAAUGGAAUGGGAAGAUAGCAAUGAAGUAGACCGCCUAGAUAAAACCAAUGUUCCAGUUCGUUAAAGCGACAGUCAGACAGUGAAGUAGAUGCAAGGGUGAUUUGAAAUGAAACCCGUGGAAACAAACUCAAUGAGAUAUGAGAGCACUUCAGAGAUUGACACCUGCGCUCCCCAUGGGCUCAGCCUUAUCAGAGCUAGACCUACUUGCAGAUGAGCUUCACCUCAGGAUGAAUGGACUGUUAACGUUGUGACUAGCCUUCAUCAGUGUCAUGGAUAAGCCCUUUGACCCAGAGGUCAAGUUCAAGUCGAGCAUAGGCACAGCUCCAUCUGGACCAGUGCUGGUGGCCAGAGGACAAUGGUCCAGCAAAAUCGAGUUCCUCUUAGCCGUUGCGGGACAAAUCAUUGGACUUGGAAACGUGUGGAGGUUUCCCUACCUGUGCUACAAAAAUGGAGGGGGUGUGUUCUUCAUCCCUUAUGUACUCUUCCUCUUCACCUGCGGCAUCCCUCUGUUUCUGCUGGAGACGGCUCUGGGCCAGUACACCAAACAGGGCUCCAUUACCUGCUGGAAGAAAAUUUGUCCCCUCUUUGGAGGGAUAGGCUAUGGAAGUCAAGUGGUGGUCUUAUACUCCAGCAUCUAUUACAUCAUCAUACUGGCAUGGGCCUUCUUGUAUCUCUUCUCUUCCUUCAGCGCUGAACUUCCAUGGGCAAGCUGCAGAAACAACUGGAACACUGAGUCGUGCGUGGAGUUCAGUCAGAGACGUCUUCUCAACUGGACAGUGGCAGAAAACGCAACAUCACCUGUGAGGGAGUUUUGGGAGAGGAGAGUACUGAACUUGACGGGAAGUGUCACUGAGUUGGGAGGAAUGCGAUGGGAGCUGGUUCUUUGUCUUCUCUUGUCUUGGAUCAUCUGUUACUUUUGUGUGUGGAAAGGAGUCAAGUCCACUGGGAAGGUUGUGUACUUCACCGCCACAUUUCCAUAUCUGAUGCUCGCCGUGUUGCUGGUCCGUGGGCUGACGCUGCCCGGGGCCUUAGAUGGCAUCAAGUUUUACCUUUACCCAGACCCGUCCCGCCUGAGCGAUCCACAGGUCUGGAUGGACGCCGGCACGCAAAUAUUUUAUUCCUACGCUAUUUGCAUCGGCUGCCUGGUGGCACUUGGCAGUUACAACAAGUACAACAAUAAUUGCUACAAGGACUGUGUCUACUUGUGCCUCCUGAACAGCGGCACCAGUUUUGUGGCCGGCUUUGCCAUCUUCUCAGUUCUUGGAUUCAUGGCUUAUGAGCAGAACACAGAAAUAUCCAAAGUAGCCGAAUCAGGACCUGGCCUGGCUUUCAUCGCAUACCCUCGAGCGGUGGCCAUGAUGCCCUUUCCUCAGAUUUGGGCCAUCUUCUUUUUCAUUAUGAUCAUCCUGCUGGGACUGGACAGUGAGUUUGUAGGUCUGGAAGCCCUCGCAACGGCGAUUUGUGACCUGAAGCCUUCUUUCUUCCACGUCGGCCAUCGCCGCAAACUCCUCCUGCUCAUCAUCAGUAUUUUCUGCUUCCUCAUCGGCCUCGUAAUGGUCACUGAAGGUGGAUUGUACAUCUUCCAGCUGUUUGACUACUACGCCUGCAGUGGUAUGACGCUACUUCUCUUUGCCCUACUCCAGUCUGUGUGCAUUGGAUGGGUGUACGGAGCAGAUCGCUUUUAUGACAACAUUGAGGACAUGAUUGGUUACAGACCGUUGAGCCUGAUCAAAUACUGCUUGAAAUACGUCACUCCGGUUGUCUGCAUGGGAACAUUUCUCUUCUCCUUGGUGAAGUACCAACCACUGAAGUUCAACAACACCAUUGAGUAUCCAUGGUGGGGUUACACUCUUGGCUGGUGGUUCACGCUGUCCUCCACGCUCAAUGUUCCUUUCUGGAUGGUCUACAACAUCAGCACCACUUCCGGGACACUUCGACAGCGGGUGGCCAACCUUUGCACUCCAUCGGAAGAUCUCCCCUUGUGCAAAUCGGACAAGAAAGCGCUUGAACUGCACAACAUGGCGCCCAAAUCAGAUGCCAUAGUGUGAGAGGGAUAAGCGGAAACACCGUGAGGCACAACACAAACACUUUAAUUAUCUUGACUAUCUUGAAUGAUUUAACAACACCAAAGCACAACCUCAAUGGACCCCCACCUCUUCAAGUCAAGGACACACAAAGUACGUACAUCUGGUUUGGUCCAGUACUCCAUUUGGUCCAUAUACUCCAAUAUUUGAUGGUUUACAUGAAUGGAAGAAAAAACGGGCCAAGAAUUAAAUGGUUCUAUUUUACCACUGAAGUCAGCAGACCAGUAAUCAUAAAUUAGAUUUUAACGUCACAGUCAACUUUUGUUGUUCUUGGUAGCACAAUUCCGUAGCUCAAAAUUGCACUUCUAACUGCGUGAAUCAACUUUUUCAUUUUAUGAUCAAAUUUAAGAUGGGAGUCAUUUUCUGUUUUGUGUUGUUGUUGUUUGUGUCUUUGUGUAGGUGCCAAUGAAGCCAUACAGAUCAUCUGUAAGCUACUACUACAUACUUGAGUGUUGACUAAAGCAAAAAAACUUGUGUUGGGUCCACACCAAUUGUUGAUUUUUAUCAACCACUUUGGCAAAAAGUGCCUUAAAAAGCUCCGGUUCUUCCAUUAUUCACUGAGAAACUAAACAUUUUGCACUAUUUAACACACGUAUUGGAUUAUUGCUUAAGGCUGGUGAAUUUGAAGUGUGAGGCAGAUGACACGAGGACUUCAGGGGGGGAGCAGGGCAGCUUGAGAAAAAUAAAGAAAAAACAAAUAUACUUUGAUAAAUACAGAUACAAUAUACCCAAGGUUUUUGUACGAUUGACCGCUGCACGGCGGUCGAGUGGUUAGCGUGCAGACCUCACAGCUAGGAGACCCGAGUUCAAUCCCACCCUCGGCCAUCUCCCCGUGCAUGUGUGGGUUUUCUCCGGGUGCUCCGGUUUCCUCCCACGUUCCAAAAACAUGCUAGGUUAAUUGGCGACUCCAAAUUGUCCAUAGGUAUGAAUGUGAGUGUGAAUGGUUGUUUGUCUAUAUGUGCCCUGUGAUUGGCUGGCCACCAGUCCAGGGUGUGCCCCGCCUCUCGCCUGAAGACAGCUGGGAUAGGCUCCAGCACCUCUAUUCAAUGAAUGAAUGAAUUAAUGAUUCAUUCUCACACACUACCGACUUACUCAACACUUAUGGAGCACGUACGAAAUAUCCGAAAAUACGGUGCACACAUGUGACCCCUGCAAGUGUGACAUCCGAAAAAAAGACAUUUUGUCCAAACCUGACACCAGCAAAAAGUACAAAAGACGCACGUUGCCCAUUACAAAAAUAUAAGCGCCUGUUUGUUUGUUUGACAUGACGAAGAACCUAGGAGGCCCCAGUCUUUGCCACACUUUAAAAACCCCUCCCUUAAGUGAUCCAAUAACCCACAAAAAAAAAAACAAUAUUGGGGAUAACAUAUUAUCUUAUGUUGGCGUCAGUGCAGUAUUGCUUAAGUGACAAAAUCAAAGUCCUGCUAAGAAACACAACCAAGCACAUGAGUUCCUUGAUGAGGUAAAUGCAUCAGCACUCCGUGGAGUCCAGACCGACACCAAGGCUCUUAAAUCCUCACCAAAUGUACAGUAAAUCUUCAUAGAUACAAACUUCCUGCAAAUCAUCAUAUCAUUGUAUUUUUUAGGUGAAAUCUCGGACAUUUUUCAAUGAGAAAUGUUUGAAUUAGUUUGGGAAAAAAAAUGACAGGGGAGAUCAUUGCCUUGCAGGAGGUAAUAUUUAGAUAUGCAACCUUUUUUAAUAGAGUCAUUACUAAGUCGAGGCAUUUCUACAGUCAACAUCCCCAUGACCCUGACAAUCAUUCAGCUAACGUGGAAGACGUGAUGAAUGGAAAACAUAGCGACAUUUCAUGGUGCAAACUUUUGGAUGCCAAGAGUCAGAGAGGAUAUAUUUGUAACCAUUAAAUGGAUUUAUCUCUUUGACGUAGUUUUAUUGUUACACAGUUGUUACCGUCUUGUUUUUAUAAAGAUUCAACUGAUUUGUGGAGUUUUUGUAUAAUUUUUGCAUUUAAUUGACACGCGUGAUCUUUGUAUAACACAACAGUGCUGUGAUAUAAAACCUAAAUAAAUAAAAGGGCUGGAAAGGAAGUGUGUUUUUGUUGUUGU